This is a messenger RNA of Macadamia integrifolia, 2570 nucleotides long. RefSeq lists its product as uncharacterized. The record is from RefSeq and is a predicted model, not a curated record. Gene Ontology annotation, cellular component: nucleus. Gene Ontology annotation, biological process: regulation of DNA-templated transcription. Lineage: Eukaryota; Viridiplantae; Streptophyta; Magnoliopsida; Proteales; Proteaceae.
CUUGUUAUCGCGAAAGAUCUCUAAUCGUUCGAGCAUCGGAGAGACAAAGACCGGACUCUCCGUGUCUUAACCUCAAAGCCCUUGAAGCUAAUCCAAUGGCGGUCUCUCAGGUUUCCGUUUCGAAACCCAUUGUGUCGCCCAACAAGAAGAAGAAGAGCAACAAGAAUCUAACGCAAUCUCAUUCAGAAUCAGAUCCUGUACAGAACCAGCAAGAGGAGGCACCAUUGCUUCCUCAACCUCCUAGUUAUUCUCCAUCUAAGCGGACGAAAUGUCCUGGAGUUCGUGUUGUUGGGGGCCGAAUCUACGAUCGCGAGAAUGGAAAGACCUGCCACCAGUGCCGGCAAAAAACCAUGGAUUUUUCAGCUUCCUGUAAGAAUCGGAAGAAUGACAAUCUCUGUCCCCAAAAGUUCUGCCAUAAAUGUCUCCUGAACAGAUACGGGGAGAAGGCAGAGGAGAUGGCAAUGUUGGAUGAAUGGAAAUGUCCCAAGUGCAGAGGCAUCUGCAAUUGUAGUGUAUGCAUGAAGCGAAGAGGACAUCAACCUACUGGUCUUCUUGUUCACACUGCCAAGGCAACUGGGUUUUCCUCUGUUUCAGAAAUGUUGAAUUUGAAAGGCCCUGAAAAUUUGGCCUUGGAGGAAACCAAGCAGACUGCUUUAAACAAGGACCCUGUGGCCACUCCAAUAAGAAAAUGUGGCAAGGAAAACUCUUUUGAUGGGAAAAAUGAUUCAAAGUCGCAACCUGUGUCUUCAAUAUCAGAUGGUAAGGGUGACAAAGGAGAAUGCAGGAGCAAGAAAGUAAGACAUAAUGACAAUGCUGGUGAAGGCGGCAUUACUACUGCUUCUUUGAAAAAGCACAAGGCUUUUAAAAAUGUGGUUGCUACUCCAAAUGAGCAUACUACUCCAAACAAGGAGCCAGUAACAUUUCCAACAAGAAAAUAUUUCAAGGAAAAAAAUGACUCAAACUUGCAACCUACUCCUUCAACCUUGGAUUGUGAAGUUAAAAAGAGAGAAGAAAGCAGGCGGAAGAAGUUAAGACAGAAGGACAGUGCUGGUAAAGGUAGCAAAUGUGGUAACUCUUUAUUUGAAAAGAAAAGCUCUAAGGUGUCUCAAAAUUCUGAAGAGAACCCUCAGAAGCUAAUCAAAAAAGAAGAGAAGAGAAGUCAAUGUAAUGAUGGAUGCCCAAACAAGGUGAAUUCUGAGUUGCAGAUUCCUAAGAAGACUUCUCUGGAUCCCAGAAAGAAAGAAGGGAAAAAGGAUGAAGGGGAUAGCUUUUUACCAGAUUGUGAUAAAACAGUUCUAUAUGGGAAUAUGGAUAAUGCCACAACCAGGCCCAAGUUGGUGACCAAAUCUCGAGGUGCUAGGAAGAAUACAAUGACAACCAACACUUCUAGUGUUGAUAUCCAGUUGCCUCAGGGUGCUAAUCUAACAAUUGUGGCAGGGAUUGAUUUAGCCACCGAUGAUGUUGGACAUGCCUUGCAAUUCCUGGAAUUCUGUGCUGCUUUUGGGCAGGUUCUUGAUUUGAAGAAAGGGCAGCCUGAAUCAAUUCUUCAGGAACUACUAUGUCGACGCAGUGGGCGUCGAAUUCAUAGAACACAGUACUCUUCGAAUGUCCAGUUUCACACUCAGUUGUUGUCUCUGAUACAAAAAGACUUGGGAGAAAAGUCUCAUCUGUUAAGUAAAACCAGCAGCAGGGAUUCAUGGCUGAAAGCUCUUGGAAAAUGCAUCUCUGAAUCCCAUUUCGUGUUGAAAGACUUGCCAGUGGACUGUUUUGAUAGGGGUGGUGAUAGCUAUGAUAAGCUGGACUCCUCCCAAAAGCUGAGAGUCUUGAAUUUUCUGUGUGACGAAACUCUUGGCACUGUAAAAUUGAGGAAUUGGAUUGAUGAACAAAAUUCAAAAUUUGUUGAGAGAGAGAAGGAAGCCAAAGAAAAGGUUCUUGCUGCAAAAAAUAAGGAAAAAUGCUUGAAGCGGAAGCUGCUGGAUGAUGUGGCCAAGGCCAUCCAGUUGAAAAAUGGUGCACCUCUUUCGAUAUCUGAGCAUGAGUAUCUUGUUUCAAGAAUUAAAGUUGAAGCGGCUAAAGCUCAUUCAGAGAUACUAGAAGCAAUGGGCAUGGUACCUAAGAAUAUUGACAACUUGGAUUGGGUUAGACCUGAAGAGAAGUGGUAUACUUAUGAUGUUGAACAAACAAAAGUGGUUGAGAAUUAUAUAUCUUCUUUUAGAACUAAGGGGAUCAAGAGUGUGGCAGUUUCUGGCAUAUUUCCACUGGGGAGUUCUGAAGGAAGUCUAAAGCAUGAAUCUCCAGAUAUAGUAGUUGUGGACAGUGAAGAUGACCAGGAGAGUUAGCUACUGUUGUGCUCUUCAUUCAUUGCUAAGGCAUUUUGAAGUUACUAACAUGUAGAUGUUCACACCUGCUACUAAGUUGUACCAAUCAAAGCCCCAAGAUUAUGUAUCCAUUUUUGAGUGUUGAUGUUAAGGGCCAUUCCAAUUGUUGCCCUCAAUCUAAAUGUAUCAAAUUUGGUUGUUCCUGUUUGACUUAGUAAUGAAAAUAUUUUGCCCAGUGUUGGACUUAUCAUA